Molecule: messenger RNA, 1778 nt
Organism: Solea senegalensis (Senegalese sole)
Lineage: Eukaryota; Metazoa; Chordata; Actinopteri; Pleuronectiformes; Soleidae
Product: claudin-4-like
Exons: 2
Coding region: 106-1230 (374 amino acids)
Biological process (GO): bicellular tight junction assembly; cell adhesion
Cellular component (GO): bicellular tight junction; plasma membrane
Molecular function (GO): structural molecule activity
Source: RefSeq, a predicted model, not a curated record
UCUAAACAUUUACUCUUGUGGAUCUCACAAGCAACACUUCCCGAGACAGAACCGUUGGACUUUUUUUGUUGUUGGACGUCUACAUAAGAAGCUUUCUGAGGAAACAUGGUAGCAGCUGGUUUACAGAUGUUGGGCAUUGCCCUCUGCAUCAUUGGCUGGAUCGGGGCCAUUGUUACCUGUGCUCUGCCCCAAUGGAAAGUGACCGCUUUCGUGGGCCAGAACAUUGUCACUGCUCAAACCACUUGGGAGGGCAUCUGGAUGACCUGCGUGGUCCAGAGCACGGGCCAGAUGCAGUGCAAGGUCUACGACUCCAUGCUGGCUCUUUCCCGGGACCUCCAGGCCGCUCGGGCCCUCAUCAUCAUCUCUAUCCUGAUCGGCAUCAUCGGCAUCCUCCUGUCCAUUGCGGGGGGCAAGUGCACCAACUGCGUGGAGGACGAAGCAGCCAAAGCCAAAAUCAGCGUUGCAUCUGGCAUCAUCUUCAUCAUCGCUGGUGUCCUGUGCCUCAUCCCCGUGUCCUGGACAGCAAACACCAUCAUUAACAACUUCUACAACCCACUCAUGGUCAACCCUCAGAAGAAGGAGCUGGGGGCUAUGGUUUCUCAGGGGAUUCAGAUCGUUGGCAUAUCGAUGUCUCUGAUUGGCUGGUUAAUGGUCGUGGUGGUGUGCGCCCUACCCAUGUGGAAGGUGACUGCUUUCAUUGGGGCCAACAUCAUCACGGCUCAGACCAUCUGGCAGGGCAUGUGGAUGAACUGUGUGGUGCAGAGCACAGGUCAGAUGCAGUGCAAGGUGUACGACUCCAUGCUGGCUCUGUCGCAGGACCUGCAGGCCGCACGCGCCAUGAUCAUCAUCUCCAUCCUGACUGGGAUCUUCGGAGUGGUGUUGUCAGUCGCCGGAGGGAAGUGCACUAACUGCAUCGAGGACGAGCGAGCCAAGGCCAAGACGUGCAUCUUGGCUGGAGUUCUCUUCAUCGUCUCGGGUGUGCUCUGUCUCAUUCCGGUCUCCUGGUCGGCCAACACCAUCAUCAGAAACUUCUACAACCCGAUGGUGAUUAAUGCCCAGAGGUACGAGCUGGGAGCGGCGCUCUACAUCGGCUGGGCGGCUUCUGCACUGCUGCUAAUGGGAGGGGGGCUUCUGUGCUGGAACUGCCCACCCAAACACCAACAGCACCCCCACUAUGUGCCCAAAUUCACACCUGUGAAGUCAAUGUCUACGUCAAGAGAAUAUGUGUGAAAGUCUUUUGUCUUUUUCCCUACGUGGAGUUUCAAUGUGACUGGAAACACAGCAGUGGGAAAUGAAAAUUUGCUUUAGCGCUUAGGUUAAAACAUAUAUUAACAGGAAGUGCAAAUAUGCUGUGAGCUCUUUCUGCAGUUAGUGUAUUUAGCUAGUUGACCCUCAUCUCAGGGGACGUUUCCUGUGACAGUUUCUGUUGGUCACGCCUUGGUGGAACAAUGUCAUCAUCAAUGUUAGCAUUAGCAUUGUAAUGUAAAAAAAACAACAACUCCUAGACUGAUUUGGUCUUGUAAAUAUUUCGUCUGAUUAUCCUUGUGGUUCUAACUGUUUUUAUUGCGAUUUUAUUGCGUUUCCUUCAUGUUUGACCUUUUGACUCUUUUUUUUUUUUUUCUCUCACACAUCUUUCUUGUGUUGAGCAUUUCAAAAAUAUAAAAUAAAAAAAUGUAUUGUCUGUGACAUUUAAGCACCAGACCCUGUGGGAGUUUCCGUGUUCGUUUGGGGGAGAUUGUACUUUUCUAUCCCUGUAAAUAAAGCACAUUGUUAUUGAA